GUAAACAGUGUAUCUUCACAAAAAACCUCUCACCCCAUAAGGAUUACACAGAUAACUAAAACUGCAAGAGGAGUGCUGUUACAUAUCAGUACCUUUCAAGCAUCAAGCAAUGGUGUAAUUGUAAGAAGGAAUUAAUUACUGAUACCAGUGAGGAAUCUGUUCAGUCUUCUGAUCCAUCCAUCCUGCUCUUCUGAGGGCACCAUUUUCCUCCUCCAUGAGGUUACUGUAAGCAAUAAUGGGAAAGCUCAAUAACGCAUCAGUAGAGCUGAACUCACCUUCUGAGUUGAAGGAGGCUACUCUUGAGGAAUCAGAAGAACCCACUGCCUCAGACACUGUCACCACAAAGAAGAAAAAAAAGGUUCCUGACAGAGGUUCUUGGAAAGGCAAAUUUGACUUCUUGCUGUCCUGUGUAGGAUACGCCAUUGGCUUGGGCAAUGUUUGGCGCUUCCCCUACCUCUGCGGCAAGAAUGGAGGAGGUGCCUUCCUAAUUCCUUAUUUUCUGACACUGGUGUUUGCUGGGAUUCCACUUUUCCUGCUGGAGACAGCUCUUGGACAAUACACUUCAGUUGGUGGACUUGGAGUGUGGAAACUAGCACCCAUGUUUAAAGGAGUGGGCCUGGCUGCAGUGGUUCUCUCCUUCUGGCUGAAUAUCUACUAUAUUGUCAUCAUUGCCUGGGCCCUCUAUUACCUCUUCAACUCUUUCACUGUGAACCUGCCUUGGCAGAAUUGUGGAAAUGCCUGGAAUACAGACAGAUGCUUCUCUAACUAUUCCUUGAAUGACACCACCAACCUGACCAGCGCUGUGACCGAGUUCUGGGAGAGAAACAUGCACCAAAUUUCUGGAGGCCUAGGGGAGCCAGGAAAUAUUCGUUGGCCAUUGGCUGGCACACUCGCAUUAGCCUGGGUCCUGGUCUAUUUUUCCAUUUGGAAAGGAGUCGAGUGGACUGGAAAGGUUGUGUACUUCUCAGCUACUUACCCUUACUUCAUGCUGUUUAUUCUCUUCUUUCGUGGAGUCACCUUGCCAGGAGCCAAGGAAGGAAUCCUCUUUUACAUCACACCAGAUUUCAGCAAACUCUCCCAGUCUGAGGUUUGGAUGGAUGCAGCCACACAGAUCUUUUUCUCCUAUGGCUUAGGGCUGGGGUCUCUGAUUGCCCUAGGAAGCUAUAACAAUUUUCAUAACAAUGUCUACAGAGAUUCCAUCAUUGUCUGUGGUAUAAAUUCCUCGACAAGCAUCUUUGCAGGAUUUGUUAUUUUCUCCAUUGUUGGUUUCAUGGCUCACAUCACCAAGAAGCCAAUAGCUGAGUUGGCCUCCUCAGGUCCAGGACUGGCCUUUCUUGCCUAUCCACAGGUUGUCACACAACUGCCCAUGUCCCCCCUCUGGUCAGUUCUCUUCUUUUCCAUGCUUAUGAUGCUGGGUCUUGACAGCCAGUUUUGCACAGUGGAAGGCUUCAUCACAGCCUUAAUGGAUGAGUACCCACACCUAUUGAGAGCAAGGAAGAAAACCUUCAUUGCAAUAGUGUGUUUCAUUUCCUACCUCAUUGGGUUCUCCAAUAUCACCCAGGGUGGCAUCUAUGUUUUCAAGCUGUUUGAUUAUUACUCAGCCAGUGGCAUGUGUCUCCUCUUUCUUGUCUUCUUUGAGACUAUCUCCAUUUCCUGGUGUUAUGGAGUGAAUCGAUUUUACAGUAACAUUGAAGAGAUGAUUGGUUAUAAACCCUGUGGAUGGUGGAAGAUAUGCUGGUCCUUCUUUACUCCACUUGUUUGCUUGGGGGUUUUCUUCUUUAGUGUGAUUGAGAUGACUCCCCUGAGUCUAGGAAAAUAUGUUUACCCAACUUGGGGUCAAGGCAUUGGAUGGUUCAUGGCCUUGUCCUCUAUGGUCUUGAUCCCAGGAUACAUGCUGUACUUUUUCUUCACUGCAAAAGGAACAAUCCGACAGCGUUUUCAACUGAUGAUCCAAGCCACACAAGAUGAGAAAAUUCAGCAUAAUGGACUGCAACCAAAGGCUUCACUGAAUGGGAGUGUUUCCGAAGCUGCUGUCUAGGCAGAGAAAACAUCCUUAUUCUGCAGCUUAAAUAUUGGACUUCAAGGGACCCUGUUUAUGUUCUUGGAAUCUCUCCUCACCCAUCCCCUUUCAAAAACCCUGAAGCUAUUAUCUAUUGUCCAGUAUUAUUUUAUCUAUCUUUUUAAAUGUCAGUUUUGUAUCAUGUGUUUCCCAGUCUUGCUUUUUCUUUUCCUUAUACUUACUGUGUGCCUUUUCUAAAGUCUAAGCCUGCUGGCAGGGUCCAUUGUCAUUAGCUCUGUUUUGUAUAGUGCCAAGUUUCUUAUUUACAUAAGAAUCCCCAAGUAUAUGUCAUGAACAAUAACCAUCAUAUAAAAAGAGUUGAUUUUGUCUUAAGGAUUGGAAUUUCAACUGUUUAGCCUGAAGCACCUUUGAAUUUGGCGACUACAACCUGCGUGCACAUUUCCUGGAAUAAAUCCCACUGAAACUAAA
This is a messenger RNA of Sceloporus undulatus (fence lizard), 2488 nucleotides long. Its product is annotated as sodium- and chloride-dependent GABA transporter 1-like. The transcript is spliced from 15 exons. Gene Ontology annotation, biological process: neurotransmitter transport; sodium ion transmembrane transport. Gene Ontology annotation, molecular function: gamma-aminobutyric acid:sodium:chloride symporter activity. Bases 236 to 2038 code for a protein of 600 amino acids. NCBI's taxonomy places the organism in Eukaryota, Metazoa, Chordata, Lepidosauria, Squamata, Phrynosomatidae. Gene Ontology annotation, cellular component: plasma membrane. The record is from RefSeq and is a predicted model, not a curated record.